CAACGGCUAGUGGUAAAAAGGGAAUAAACACGCCCAUCAGGAGUUCCAACCGCAAUGUGGCAAACGCAGAUAAAAGCCAGAUUAUCAAAGCUACAAGCGAGCCUGUAAAGGAGGUAGCAAGUAAAACGAAAAAAUUGUCACCUCGCGUCGAGGGAAGGCCAGACACCCGACAAAGACGUCGCGAAUGCGAAAUUCACGACAACAGUCCCAAUGAUUUGAUGAUUAUUGAAAACCCAAUUCAAAGUGUGGUUUAUACGGUGGACGAAAGUGUUGAGCCAGUAAAAAUCAACGGUGUUAAUGGUGUAAUAGGCAAUGCUACCAAUCAAAAUGUAAAAAGUAAAUUAUAUUCUUCCAAUACACGGGAAAGAUUUAAGUCUCAGUCCAUGGAUAAAGUACAGCAACCUAAGAAUGAUGUAAGCGCUUAUGUGGACAGCGUGCUUAGUCAACUAGAUGCUUUUGAUAAGGAGUUGAAAGCGCAAUUCAGCAGUGCAGGCAUUGAAUGAUAGCGGUGCUACUUUCUUAGCAAUAAAAAAUAAUAGCUUUUGUAUAUGUCCUUUUUUAUAAUUUUGUGUAUGUAAAUUAACGUGAAUUUUGUAUAUUUGUAGUGAUAUUGUAUACCAACGUUGUUAACUAGCAUUUACAAAUAAAUUACAAGAUAUUUCGUAUUUAAAAUGUACAAAAUAAAAUUUUUGCUAAAAUUAAGCUUUCCACAAAAAAAAUCUAAUUUAUAUUCUUGUUUGUUCUGAUUUGCGUAUACAUAUAUAUACUGUAAUCGCGACCAAAACUGAUAACGCUAA
Molecule: messenger RNA, 797 nt
Organism: Rhagoletis zephyria (snowberry fruit fly)
Lineage: Eukaryota; Metazoa; Arthropoda; Insecta; Diptera; Tephritidae
Source: RefSeq, a predicted model, not a curated record